UUUGGAGAGCCCUCUUGAUGGGUUUGAGCUGAGAGCCCCUGAAUAUAAAACCUGAGCAUCUACUGAGCAGUUUUUUUGAAAUCCAGUUUGAAAAACAUAAUCUCUGCCUCCAGUUGUGCUUUGGACCUUUGGGCUCUGCAAAUCAGGCAAAAAGCUGUUUGGGAAGACAACUCCUGAGAUGAAGCUGUGAACUUAGAUGGACAGAAAUGCCCAGAAACACAGAAGAGUGUCCUGAAGCCAUUGGUUUGAAGACCGUAAGAAAUGGGUGACUGGAGUUUUUUGGGGAACAUUUUAGAGCAGGUGAACGAGCAGUCCACUGUCAUCGGGAGAGUUUGGCUCACGGUGCUCUUCAUUUUCCGCAUCCUGAUCCUGGGCACAGCCGCUGAGCUCGUGUGGGGGGACGAGCAGUCAGACUUUGUGUGCAACACCCAGCAACCUGGUUGUGAGAACGUCUGCUACGAUGAGGCCUUCCCCAUCUCCCACAUCCGGCUCUGGGUCCUGCAGAUCAUCUUUGUAUCCACCCCUUCACUGAUGUACUUCGGGCAUGCUGUGCACCACGUCCGCAUGGAGGAGAAGAGGAAAGAGAGGGAGGAAGCUGAGAGGCGCCAGCAAGCCGAGGUGGAUGAAGAGAAGCUGCCCCUGGCUCCAAACCAAAACAAAGGCAACAACCCUGAUGGAACCAAGAAGUUUCGCCUGGAAGGUACUCUCCUGAGAACGUACAUCUUCCACAUCAUUUUCAAAACCCUCUUUGAGGUGGGAUUCAUAGUAGGUCAGUACUUCCUGUAUGGCUUCCGAAUUCUCCCCCUUUACCGCUGUGGGCGGUGGCCCUGUCCCAAUCUUGUGGACUGUUUUGUCUCCAGGCCCACGGAGAAGACCAUCUUCAUUAUGUUCAUGCUGGUGGUGGCCUCUGUGUCCCUCUUCCUCAACCUGGUGGAGAUCAGUCAUUUGAUCAUGAAAAGAAUCCGGAGGGCUCUGAGGAGACCAGCAGAGGAGCAGCUUGGAGAGGUCCCGGAGAAGCCCCUCCACGCCAUCGCAGUCCCCUCCAUCCCAAAGGCCAAAGGCUACAAGCUGCUGGAAGAAGAGAAGCCAGUGUCCCACUAUUUCCCUCUCACGGAAGUAGGGGUUGAGCCCAGCCCCCUUCCAUCAGCCUACAAUGAGUUUGAGGAGAAGAUCGGGAUGGGACCAUUGGAAGAUCUCUCCAGGGCAUUCGAUGAGAGGUUACCAUCGUAUGCGCAAGCCAAGGAACCAGAAGAGGAGAAGGUGCGAGCAGAGGAGGAGGAACACGAGGAAGAGCAGCCAGGGCCUCAGGAAGAGCCAGGGGUGAAGAAAGCAGAAGAGCAGGCGGCGAGAGAUGAAGUGGAAGGGCCUUCAGCACCUGCUGAACUUGCCGCUGAUAUGAGACCCCUGAGCAGGCUAAGUAAAGCCAGCAGCCGGGCCAGGUCAGAUGAUUUGACUGUAUGAAGGUGCAGGAUGCGGGGAGCACAUGAAAAGGAAAAGGUUGAAGAGAAAAGGAGAGAUAGAGAAAGAAUCAAAAGAUAUUUUUAAGCAAAGCGCUAAAAUGGCCACUUGAAUAUUAUUUCCUUUUAUGAUUCUCAACUGGAAAGGUACCACCAUGGUAACUGUGCCUUAUUUGCCCCAUAUGUCCCUGUAUUUCCCUGUUUCCACAUGCCAGCUCACUCAUUACAGUAAUACCUACACUGUACACAUAACUGAUGUUAUUUUAAAACCUAACAUGGCAGCGAUACCCAAAUGUUGCCGCUGUGAUCAUAUUCACUGAAAGCCUUGUGUUCCAUCUAGGAAUGUGGGGAGGAUCUGUCUUCCAGUGAGGGGAAAGACUGAUCAACAACAGUACCUAGUCUUUCUCUUUCUGUUUCCUCCUAUGGCUCACUGAGCAGAUCUCCCCUUUGCUGUUGGCAUGGAAUUGCAGUUAUUUAAUUCACAAAGUGAAUUCUAUGCUUAGCAUCAACACACUAAAAUACUAAGCCAAACUUCCCUUCUUUACUCAGAAAAUAAAGGCAAAAAUGUUCCAAAUUUCUCUGUGAAUGCAUAUCUGAGUUAGGUAAAAAUAUUUUCCCUGGUCAAACUAUUUCUGCUCUUCAAGCGACAUUGACAGUGGGCAAGGUUAACAGUAGCUCUCUACUAGGACUUAGCAGAUGCCCAGAAAUGGAUUAUUUGUUCCCAAGAGGGGGCCAUCCAGCCCUGAGACUAGUUCAGAAUACUGGAAAGAAUAAAUUCAAGUGAUAUUUUUUACUUGUAGCCUAGUGACUU
Messenger RNA from Catharus ustulatus (Swainson's thrush), 2268 nucleotides. RefSeq names its product gap junction protein alpha 8 (gene GJA8). The transcript is spliced from 3 exons. The coding region runs from base 262 to 1461 and encodes 399 amino acids. Gene Ontology annotation, cellular component: connexin complex. NCBI's taxonomy places the organism in Eukaryota, Metazoa, Chordata, Aves, Passeriformes, Turdidae. Gene Ontology annotation, biological process: cell communication. The record is from RefSeq and is a predicted model, not a curated record.